Molecule: messenger RNA, 1041 nt
Organism: Elgaria multicarinata webbii
Lineage: Eukaryota; Metazoa; Chordata; Lepidosauria; Squamata; Anguidae
Product: kelch-like protein 20
Exons: 8
Coding region: 46-1041 (331 amino acids)
Molecular function (GO): protein binding
Source: RefSeq, a predicted model, not a curated record
GCCAGGCUUUCCUCACUGGGCAAGAAGCAUCGUCGGGGCGUGAGGAUGGGCAUCUAUGAAGAAAGAGGGGAACGGAUUGAACCGAAGCGGAAGCCGGUUAGCUGGAGGGCCAAAUAUGCGCCUCUCAAAAGAGGACCUCCAGUUGAACUGCUUUAUGCUAUUGGAGGAUUGAGCCCCAAUGGCAACGUCAGUGGCGUGGAGUGUUACAACCCCCUGGACCAUGAGUGGAAAGUUCUGGGCUCUUCCUCAAGGCAAUGCAGCGGCAUCGGGGUUGCUUCUUUCAAUGGCUCCAUCUAUGCAGUGGGCGGCCAUGAUGGUGUGGUGUGCCUCAGCAGUGUCGAGAGGUACAAUCCUGAAUUCCAUGAGUGGAAGAAGGAUGUGGCUCCGCUGAGUGAACCCAAGCAAGACGUGGCUGUAGCAGAGCUGGGCGGCUUCCUGUACUGUGUUGGUGGUUAUGAUGGGCUGUUGUGCGUCGACACCGUGGAGAGAUACGACCCUCUGGUCAACCGAUGGCGCAAGAUGGCGCCCAUGAAUCGUUGCCGGAGAGGCCUAGGUUUGGCGGUGCUGGAUGGCUACCUGUAUGCUGUUGGCGGAUCUGAUGGCCAUUCUCCAUUAUAUUCAGUGGAGCGUUACAAUCCCAUGGAAGAUAGAUGGACUCCUUGCUGUCCUUUACGGAACUGUCGGGAGAAUCUGGGAUGUGCUACUUUUCAAGGGAAGAUCUAUGCGGUCGGCGGUCGGGAUGACUUCACCGAGCUGUGCAGCGCUGAGCGAUUUGAUCCUCUUGCCAACGAAUGGUCUGCCGUCACGCCCAUGAAGUCAAGGAGGAGUCAGGUGAGCCUUGUUGCUGCCAACGGCUACCUCUUGGCCAUCGGGGGAUAUGACGGCAUGGUCCAUGUGUCCACCGUGGAAGCCUUUGACUUGGAGCUCAAUGCUUGGAGGCGUUUCGGCAACAUGCAAACCCGUCACCCCGGCGGAGGCGUCACCGUGAUCAAAACGGCUCCCUGUGACCUGGAGUUUUCUGAAUCGCCUUGGAGCAGAUAA